UUCGUAUAUAAACAACAGCCUGUGAAGUGUAUACAUUUAUUUCUCAAGGUUAUGACAAAAGAUAAGGUUUGAUAAAAUUAGUCGCUACAUAAAAUGAAAGUGUCAAAAAUAUUUAAAGGAAUAAACGCGACAAUGAAAGUUGCAUUAAGGUUGAAAGAGCAGGAAUAUUCAAUAAAAGCACCAUGGGGUAACAUUGCAGCAUUAGCUUGGGGUGAUCCUUCGAAUCCACCAGUGAUUUUGUGCCACGGGAAACUGGAUGCAAGCUCAGGGUUUCGCCCCCUCGUCUCCAGGCUGCCAACCUGCUUCUUCUACUUAAGCAUAGACCUACCAGGGAAUGGGAAAUCGGACCAUUUACCGAAAGGAAUUCGGUAUACCGUCGUGGAUUUGGUACCGACGAUAGUAAAAGUAAAGGACCAUUUUAAAUGGGACAAAUUUAUUUAUAUCGGACAUUCUCUCGGAGUACCCAUUGGCAAAAUCUUCAACAUAGCGUACCCGGGUCAUAUCACACGCGUAGUCGAAUUAGAUCCGGUACCAGCGCACCACACAUGGCCCUUCACCAGACAAGGUCUUCACGAUUGGUAUCACUCCUAUUAUAUGAUGUAUAACGAGGAGAGGUUCCAUAAAUUCAACAGUGGACUGGACACCGCGCCGAAGUACAGUUAUGAAAAGGCACAACAGCUUAUGAUGCAGACACGAGGUUUAUCCAAAGAGGCGACAGAACAUGUCCUAGAGAGAUGCCUGGUCCCGGCAGGAGAUGGUCUUUACAGGUUCACCUUCGACCAGCGAAUGAAAGAAGUAUCAGUAUUCCCAUUUUCCGGAGAAAUGUUAAGAAAAAUAUACACAACCACGACAACACCAACAUUUUGUGUAUUAGCUAAGAAAAUGAUAGAAUUAGGUGUUUACGAACCUGUACCAUUCGUAAUGGAUGAAAAGGCUUGGCCUCACGGCAAUUAUAAGUAUAAAAUUGUAGAGGGCGGCCAUGAUGUGCACAUAGACAAUCCAGAAUACAUGGCUGAUGACAUUUCAAACUUUAUUUUAGAAGGAACGAAGGCGAAAUUGUGAUAUUGUUAUUUAUUAAAGUUUUUUUAAUUUAUUUAUUGUGUUUUUAUAUUUUAUUUAUGUACUUGGACGCCAUCGGCUUAGUGGGCCAAAGGUUAAGUGUCUGCUUCUCAUGCAUGAGGAAACGGGUAACGAAAUAAAGCUAGUAUCUACUUACCUACCAAUGUGACUUUUUCCAAGGUAGUUAUAUGUACUUUCUAUGAUUAUUUAGACACCACUGACAUACGGUGAAGGUAAACAUCGUGAGGAAACCUGGACUUAUAAUUAUUAAUUAUAAGUUUGAAAUCGCCAACCCGCAUUGAGCAAGCGUGGUGAUUAAUGCUCUAACCUUCUC
Messenger RNA from Spodoptera exigua (beet armyworm), 1393 nucleotides. The record is from the annotation of a GenBank genome assembly. NCBI's taxonomy places the organism in Eukaryota, Metazoa, Arthropoda, Insecta, Lepidoptera, Noctuidae.